Striga hermonthica is the source of this 813-nucleotide messenger RNA. NCBI's taxonomy places the organism in Eukaryota, Viridiplantae, Streptophyta, Magnoliopsida, Lamiales, Orobanchaceae. The record is from the annotation of a GenBank genome assembly.
AUGGCGGAUAAACCUAACAAGGACGCCAGCAGCGGCCACAUGGAGACGAGCAAGGCGGAGAGACACGUGUGGCUCAUGAAGUGCCCACCCGUGGUCGCGCGUGCCAUGCAGAGCAACCACCACCAUCAGCCCUUGCCGCCGUUCUCCGCCGACACCGCCGCGGGCCCCGUCGUCGCCAAGGUCGUCGUCGCGGUAGAUCCGCUGCUCCCCAACGACGACUUCUCCUCCACGCAGUUUACUAUGGAGUUGGCUGGCACUGCUGAUAGAAACAUGCCAAAGAGCUACUCAAUGAACAUGUCCACAGAUUUUAUGCCUAUGUGUGUCUUUGCCGAGUCAUCUCAAGGGAAGCCUUCUGUGGAGGGGAAAAUAUACCAUAAAUUCGACAUGAAGCCCCAUAAUGAAAAUAUGGAAGAUUAUGCAAAACUAUGUCGGGAGAGGACUAACAAGUACAUGACUAGGACAAGACAAAUUAAGAUCAUUGACGACGAUAGUGGGAUGCGCAUGAGGCCCAUGCCAGGAAUGAUUGAUAUGAAGUCCUCUGUAUCGGUGGAUAAUAAGAAAGCUCCAGCGAGGGGUUCAGAAACGAAAAGAACAAGAAGAGACCCUGAAGAAAUGGAAAAGAUAAUGUUUAAACUUUUCGAGAGACAGUCAAAUUGGACAUUGAAACAGCUAAUUCAGCAGACAGAUCAACCCGAGCAAUUUCUUAAAGACAUGCUCAAGCUGCUCUGCGUGUACAACAACAAAGGAGCCAAUCAAGGUUCGUAUGAGCUCAAGCCCGAAUAUCGGAGAUCAGAAGAUAAAUCAAGUUCAUAG